GCGCCCUGCGUUUCCCAGGCUGCCUUGCGCGGGAGAGGAGGGCAAGAUGGCGCCGGUGGAACACGUUGUGGCCGACGCGGGGGCUUUUCUGAAGGCAGCCCCGCUCCAGGACAUCGGCCAGAACGUCUACACUGUGCGGGAGGUGGUGGCUGAGAUCCGGGACAAGGAGACCAAGCGUCGCCUGGCAGUCCUUCCUUAUCAGCUCAACUUCAAACAGCCCUUCCCCGAAUACAUCCGCCUGGUGACCGAGUUUUCCAAGAAGACAGGUGACUAUCCCAGCCUUUCUGCCACAGACUUAAAGGUUCUGGCUUUGACUUACCAGCUGGAAGCUGAGAAUGUUGGUAUUGUUCACCUGAAGAUGGAACCAGAGCAGAAGGUGAGGGUCAGCUCCACGAAGCAUCACCCCGAGACCCUUGUCCAUGUGGCCGGAUUCCACCUCCCUUCCAAGACUAAGCACUUUGGAGGUGAAAAGGAGCCUUCAACGAGAGAGAGACAAGAGCAGGCAGAGGUCGCCGGCCCCGAAGACUCUGAGUUUGGCUCCUUCCUGUUCUGGAGGAACCCACUGCCCAGUAUAGAGGAAGACCUGCAGGCCUUACUGGAUGCGGAUGCCGUCUGUGUGGGACCCGAAGACCCCAAGGGCCAGGAGAGCGAGGAGGAGGAGGGGGAAAGUGAUGAAGAUGAGGAGGAAGGCUGGAUCACGCCCAGCAACAUCAGGCAGAUACAGCAAGAGUUGGGCCAAGGGGCCGAGCCAGAAGGAGUGAAAGUGGGCUGCCUGACCACCGACUUCGCCAUGCAGAACGUCCUGCUGCAGAUGGGUUUGCAUGUCCUGGCGGUGGACGGACUCCUCAUCCGCCAGGCUAGGAGCUACGUCCUGCGCUGCCAUGGAUGCUUCAAGACAACCUCAGACAUGACGCGGCUCUUCUGCCCGCAUUGUGGCAACAAGACCCUCAAGAAAGUGGCAGUGUCCGUGGCCGAUGAUGGCAGUCUCCACUUGCAUUUCUCCCGGAACCCAAAGGUCCUGAACCCGCGUGGACUGAGGCACCCGCUCCCUGCACCUCAAGGGGGGAAGCACGGCAGCAACCCUCACUUGGUCUGGGACCAGCGCUUCCCACAGCAACGCCCUUCCCGCAAGGCCAGGCAGAAGACAGACGCCUUGGCUCCAGACUACCUGGCAGGCCUCUCACCGUUCGUGGAGAACGAUGUCCACAGCCGGGCCGCCAGUCUCCAGAUACGGGACGCAGCACAAGGAGCCGGGCGCAGGCGCAUGAACCCCAACGCAGCGGCCGGCAAGAGAUGCGGCAAGAAGAGGUGAAGCCGGGGGGCGCCAUCUGGACUGGGUUCGUGACCCUGGAAGAGGAGGAGAAGGAAGAGAAAGAAGAAGGCCUUCCUCUUCCUGCAAAGAGUUGGGCCCUAGUUGGCAAAUAGGACAGUCCUUGCCCUACUCGUCUUACACCACAGACACAAGAGGAGCGGGAGCACCAGAGAGGCUUUAGGGAAGGCAGAAAGCACAACCAGUUAGGACAUCGGCUUCUUGGACAAAUAGCCAUGGAGAGCUUUCAAAUAAACUAGCCUUUUCCCCCUGCACUCUCUCGUUUUCUUGGUGAAACUCUUAAUGGGGAAGAUAAGCAGCUCUGUUGCUUGUAGGCCCCCAAAAUGUCAUAAUCGUCGCAGGGCAGUUACAUUUUUUAUUCAGAUAGGCUUUUACAGAAGGAACAGUUUUUAAAAGACGUAGUCACAGGAUGUUGUGUGGUGUUUUAUGCAUUUGAAGGCACUUUUGAUGCUGUUAAUUAUUCAUUUUUUUAAUCAGUGGUUCCCAACCUGUGGUCCAGGGACUAUCAGUGGUCCACAAGAACUGAAAGAUGGUCCCCGGCCUCAAUGUUAGCACACCGUUGCAAUGAGAGCAAAGUGGUCUCGCAAAACCCUCUUAUAGUGCCAAGGCUUAUUAAAUAUGGUUUUCUGUGGGUGAGCAGAUGGCGACUACUGGAUGGCAUAUGUUCUGUAUCAGAAACUAGAGCUGAUGUGGUCUAUCCAAUGCAAUUUUCUGAACCAGCACCAGAUAACCAAACUGAAUCUAAAGUUGACCAAAAACCAAUUCAUAGCCCUUUUGGUACUAAUGUUGGUCAAAGUUCUCCCUAGUCAAAAAAAGGUUGGGAAUCACUGUUUUAAAUAGUGCUAGGAUUAAUUGUAUUUUAACAUUUAUAGUCUUUUGAUUUAGAAAUGUGUAUUGUAUUGUCUUUACCACUGUUCACUGCGUGGAGUCUCUUGAAGAGGUUAGGGAAAACCUUUUGUAAAUAAACCUAUAAUAACUAAUAAUACAA
Molecule: messenger RNA, 2318 nt
Organism: Anolis sagrei ordinatus
Lineage: Eukaryota; Metazoa; Chordata; Lepidosauria; Squamata; Anolidae
Gene: NOB1
Product: NIN1 (RPN12) binding protein 1 homolog
Biological process (GO): ribosomal small subunit biogenesis; maturation of SSU-rRNA
Cellular component (GO): preribosome, small subunit precursor
Molecular function (GO): RNA endonuclease activity
Source: RefSeq, a predicted model, not a curated record